Molecule: messenger RNA, 960 nt
Organism: Penicillium macrosclerotiorum
Lineage: Eukaryota; Fungi; Ascomycota; Eurotiomycetes; Eurotiales; Aspergillaceae
Exons: 2
Coding region: 1-960 (319 amino acids)
Source: RefSeq, a predicted model, not a curated record
AUGCGCAUCCUAAGUCCAUUCAGUCUGCUUCGUUUCUCACUUUACCUCGCGGUCGCGGUGCCCUCUGCCGCCGCGGUGGUCGGCGAACGCUCGAAGCAUGCCACCUCGCGGGAUCAUCUGGCCGACAUUGUGACUCAAAUUUUGAAGUCUACGGAAGCGCACAACUCUGGCUCCCUUCCACUGGCUACUAUUUACAAGGCGACCGAAAAUGGACAUGCCGCAUCGCUUGCCAUGAUGACAUCAUGGCACACCAUCGUCAAAGCUGAACGGCCUAGCAUGCUCGCAAUCGAUACCAAGCAAGGCUCGGCGUACUUAAUCACCGAUAUCAGCGAAGGAAACAGCGAAAUGGAAGGAAUCCUUCGGGGUCGAGUCAAAGUGGUUGAUGAAAAUAUCACCGAGUUAGAGUUGUUUAUCAACCGCUCUCGCGGUGAUGACGGCUAUGCGUUUUCGGCUGCGGAACUGGCAGAUAAUUAUAAAGUGUUGAUGUCGCCGCCGAAGAAUCGGAAGAAGGCAAGCCGGGCAACGCUGGAAGCUGUAGGUGCGGCUGCUUGGGAUUCGUCUAACAACCUCUCGGUCACAGUGACACCUGCCAUUCACCGAAGUGGGCGCGACAAUCAUCGACACUGGGACAUAAGGAAACGAUUCCUCGUCUCCACUCACCUGCACCUGGUCAUCGAUGAAGAGUUGGGCUUAAUCGUGACCAAUGGUCUGACUCAAGGCAAGGUCUAUCCUUAUUACGGCGACAUUUCUACCUUUAUCCCGGAUUCCAUGUCUUCGAAUCAAAAAUUGCAAGAAGUCUGGUACGAAGAAGUGAAAAAACAAGGAAAUGUAACUCUGGUUGUGCCCACCGAAGCCACCGGGGAAAAUCUCGAAGUGCUCCAGUUCUACGACGACGAGCUUCAGGCCCUUCAGUUCCAUGUCUUCCUGACUGGACCUAAUAUGACAUCAUCCUGGGUGUAG